This is a messenger RNA of Spodoptera litura, 381 nucleotides long. Lineage: Eukaryota; Metazoa; Arthropoda; Insecta; Lepidoptera; Noctuidae. The record is from RefSeq and is a predicted model, not a curated record.
AUGAAUUUUAAUUUUAAGAACUGUUUUAUAGAACUCCCGUCAUUCUCCAAGUCGGCGUUCCGUCCACCAGAAGAUUGUUCCAUGUGCUUGGGUGUCGAUGACGUGGUCCGCUUGGCAAACAUCACGGCUGAGGAGUUUGAAGACAAGUAUGCGUACAGCACCACACCAGUCAUCGUCACUGACGCUACUGAAGGAUGGAGAGCUUUGAAGGAAUUCGACUUCAAUUUCUUUGCAAACUUCUACAGCGAGAAAAAAAUGGGGAAACAAAUCAACGACUGUUUUUACUUCGCGUACAAGUCUGGUCUGAAGUCGUUACAAGAAGUGUUUAAUAUGGACGAGGCGAGGGCUAAUCUAUCAGGCCAGCCCUGGUAUGUUGGAUGA